UAGUUCUUCCGUUGGCGAACUGCUUUUUUUUCCGUUGUUUUUUUUUUUUUACCCCUCCUUUCUUCUCUUCCUUUUUUUUGGGCAAAAGGAGAACAACAGCUAAAGGAGGCGAACAGAGAGAGGAAGAAUGGUGGAGAGCCACGGAGAAAAGAAGUAGAUGAAGGCUGAGAUAAAAAAAUUAGAGAUAGAGAGAAGGGGAAAAAAAAAAGAAACACUAGAAAACAAGAGGAAAAAACAACUGGAAUAAACUGACGGAGGAAGAUCGAUGGAUGGCACGACAGAGACAGGUGGUGGGCAACAUUUGAUGGAUUAAUAGCAAAGGGAUGUGCAUUCAGAAUCUUCCCAGCACUCCGAGCAUCUCGGUGAGCAAAAGAAGAUAGAGGGUGCAGAGAAACCGAUCAAAGAAAGAAAGAGGGAGAGAAAUGGGAUAAAGAGAACAAAAGAGCCCAACUCAGAACCAACAGUCCGGAGAGAAACCUCCCGAUUGUCUCCCCUCUCCAUCCACCGCAGCUUUCCAACUCUCCAAACUUCUGACCUCAUGUCAGGACGUGCCAUUCGAGCCGAAACGAGGAGCAGGGCAAAAGAUGACAUCAAGAAAGUGAUGGCUGCUAUUGAGCAUGUCCGGAGAUGGGAAAAGCGCUGGGUGACGGUGGGAGACACCUCUCUACGGAUCUACAAGUGGGUCCCUAUUAUGGACCCUCGAGACGAGGAGAAAAGAUGCCUGAGAGGUAGCAAAGAGCAGCAGCCCACCAAAGAGAGAAGGUUUUCUCGAAGCAGUUCUGCUCUGCUCAUGUUGGACCUGAACGAUGAGAACAGCAGCCAGAGUUCUCUUUCGGAGACGUCCCUGCUGAAAGGGGGUGACACAAGCCCCACCCCCACCCCGGAUCGAAGCCAGACAGUGACUCCCACCCUCUUAGGAGAGUUGAAGACAGAUGAGCAGCCCCCUUUGUUGGGGCAAGAGGGAGAUUCUGGGGUGCUCCUUCUCGAGGGAAGUGACGACCCUCCCAAACUUAGCAAAGAAGAACCAGAUCUUAAGACGUCUGAUUUCCAGGCCACGGACACAGCAGCUUGUUUGGAACUCACCACGGACAUGGAAGAACGCACACCUGAAGUGGAGGAGUCCUUCUUGUUAGAAGGCCCCUCCUUGAAGCGGAUCCGUACAGAGGAACAAGCUUCGCAGCCUACCCCCUCCUCUGAAGUGUAACCUCAAGCUUCAGGCCUGUCUUUCCCAUUUCUUCUGAUAGAUCAGUGGUUCUCAACCUGUGGGUCGGGACCCCAUUUGGGGUCGGACGACCAUUUCACGGGGGUCGCCAAACAACGCAGUCCGCCAUUUUCUUUUCCCCUUUUCCUUAGCUGUGCUACUC
Messenger RNA from Crotalus tigris (Tiger rattlesnake), 1364 nucleotides. It is a transcript of the gene BCL7C, whose product is annotated as BAF chromatin remodeling complex subunit BCL7C. The record is from RefSeq and is a predicted model, not a curated record. The transcript is spliced from 6 exons. NCBI's taxonomy places the organism in Eukaryota, Metazoa, Chordata, Lepidosauria, Squamata, Viperidae. Bases 539 to 1204 code for a protein of 221 amino acids.